This is a messenger RNA of Fusarium vanettenii 77-13-4, 1800 nucleotides long. RefSeq lists its product as uncharacterized. The coding region runs from base 1 to 1800 and encodes 599 amino acids. Gene Ontology annotation, biological process: amino acid transmembrane transport. Gene Ontology annotation, molecular function: L-amino acid transmembrane transporter activity. The record is from RefSeq and is a predicted model, not a curated record. The transcript is spliced from 8 exons. NCBI's taxonomy places the organism in Eukaryota, Fungi, Ascomycota, Sordariomycetes, Hypocreales, Nectriaceae. Gene Ontology annotation, cellular component: membrane.
AUGGCCUGGCGCAGACCAUUCAGCGGUGGUGAAGCCGAGGCUGCCACUGUGCUAGAGGGCCAGAGGGAGGAGAUUGCCGAUGGCAACACUCACUACAUUGCUGAGAAGGGAGGCAACAAUGCUCAAGCUACCUAUCAGGAUGCCACUGGUGCUCCAGUUGAGAAUAACUCUCCUCUGGGUUACUCGGUCGGUCCUGUUACCAUCACCUUGCUCAACAUUACCAUGAUGAUUGGCGCUGGUAUCUACUCGACACCAUCUUCAAUUCUGUCUGGUACCGGCUCUGUUGGUGUCAGUUUUGUCUACUGGACUCUCGGUUAUCUGCUGUGCAUGGCCUCUGGAGCUGUCUACCUCGAGUUUACUGCCUACUUCCCCAGUCGAUCCGGCUCCGAAGUCGUCUUCCUCGAACAAGCCUACCCUCGUCCCAUGUGGCUCUUCCCUACAACCUUUGCCGUGCAGAGCGUCAUCCUCUCGUUUGGAAUCAUGGCCAACUAUCUAUGGGCUAUUUCUGGACACGAAGGCACCAACUGGCAGAUCAAGGGCACGGCUCUAGCUUGCUACACUCUUGCCACUCUGACCCUCGUGUUCAACACCAAAUACGCCUACUGGUUCUCCAACGCCGUCGGAAUCGUCAAGGUCUGCACUAUCUUGUUCGUCAUCAUCACCGGAUUCGUCGUCCUCGGCGGCAACACCAAAGUUGAGAACCCCACCGCCAACUUCAAGGAUGCGUGGUCUGGCAGCUCCAAUGCAUCAGCUUAUGGCAUGACCAUUGCCCUGUACCGUAUCAUCUUCUCUUAUGGAGGUUAUAACAACGCCUUUAACGUCGCCAACGAGGUCAAGAACCCUGUGCGAUCGCUCAAGAUAUAUGCCACUAUCGCCUUGACUACUGUGUAUAUCCUAUAUAUGUUUGCAAAUGUUGCAUUUUUUGCUGCUGUCCCUAAGGAAGACCUCGAGAACUCAGGCCUCACAGCCGCAAGCCUCUUCUUCAAAGCCGUUUUCGGAGAUAGCGGAGCUGUCCGUGGUCUCAACUUCCUCAUCGCACUUUCCUCAUUCGGUAAUAUGAUCGCCGUCAUCAUCGGCCUAUCCCGAAGAAUCCGAGAGUCUGGCCGACAAGGUGUCUUGCCUUUUACUAGGUUUUGGGUUUCCACAAGGCCAUUUGGAACGCCUUUGGGACCGUAUCUCGUUAUCUGGUCGCUUACAGCUCUGAUGCUUCUUGCUAUUCCCGCUGGAGAUGCCUUCACUUUCGUCAACGAUCUCGGCAUCUUUCCUUCAGCUGCCUUCAACCUGGCCAUGGCUGUCGGUCUCUACGUCGUUCGCUGGCGCCGAAGCAAGGCCAACCUGCCCGAGUCUGAGUUUAAGGCGUGGCACAUUGUCAUCAUCUUUAACAUUCUGAUUCAGCUCUACCUUCUCAUCAUGCCCUGGUACCCUCCCGAGGGCGGACAGUAUGCCGGAGACGUCAGCUUCUGGUAUGCUACAUAUGCCGUCGUUGGUAUUGCAAUUCUUCUUAUCUGCGGUGGAUACUACUGGCUCUGGGCCUCCCUUCUUCCCAAGUGGAAGGGCUACCACCUUCGACAGGAGCUUGUCAGCUUCGAGGACGGCGCUCAGAGCAACCAGCUCCGAAAGGUUCCCAACGCCGAGAUUGCAGAGUGGGAUGCCACCCACGAUGCUGCCGGACGUCGCAUCGAGCCUUCUGCUACCUCGACUGGGAUCCAAAUUCAAGAAAAGGGUGUUCGAACUUCCUCUGAUGAUAGCAACUCGGAUUCAGCCAAGAGGGUCAAUACUCUUCGGGAGACACAGUUCUAG